Molecule: messenger RNA, 2480 nt
Organism: Nicrophorus vespilloides
Lineage: Eukaryota; Metazoa; Arthropoda; Insecta; Coleoptera; Silphidae
Gene: Oseg5
Product: intraflagellar transport protein 80 homolog
Exons: 12
Coding region: 1-2277 (758 amino acids)
Biological process (GO): cilium assembly
Cellular component (GO): intraciliary transport particle B; centrosome; cilium
Molecular function (GO): protein binding
Source: RefSeq, a predicted model, not a curated record
AUGAAAUUGAAAAUUACGCUGGCCAAAGAGGCGGUACAUAAAGCGGCGGUCACGUGCGUCGGCUGGAGCAGCACCGAGGAAGUUUAUACCGCUGGAGACGAUAAUCAACUGUUGAGUUGGAAUGUAUCUAGUAAUGAGUCGACGAAGAUUGCACAAAUGGGAGAAGAGCUUCUACCAACCGAUUUGCAAUUCCUUCCGAGGAUCGGUGGAAGCUUGGGUAAACUUGGUGAUCUGAUACUUAUCACGUCUGCAGAUGGUAAGUUCCACGUGAUGAACAGGAGCGGAAGGAUAGAGAGGAGCGUGGAAGCUCACAAAGGGGCUAUUCUCGUAGGCCAAUGGAGCAACGACGGAGCCAGUCUCUUAACAGGCGGCGAAGAUGGUUUCAUUAAAGUUUGGUCCCGAGGAGGAAUGCUACGAUCGAGCGUGGUUUCUAGCGAAAAUUCAGUGUACGGGGCGAGCUGGGCCCCGGAUAGCCAAGCAAUUGUCUACACUCAAGGAAGAUUGCUAGUAAUUAAACAGCUCGCACCAAACACGAAACCUGUUAAAUGGAAGGCGCACGAAGGGCUGAUCUUGUGCGUGUCCUGGGGUUCGUCGAGCGAGUGGAUAGUUUCAGGUGGUGAAGACUGCAAAUACAGAGUCUGGGAUGGUCAGGGUAGACCUCUAUAUUCCAGCGGGCUUCACGACCAUCCGAUCUCAUCUAUAGCGUGGUGUCCGGGUGGGGACCUCUUCGCCAUCGGAUCGUACAACACCCUUCGACUUUGCGAUCAUUCGGGGUGGUCAAGAUCGUUAGAGAAACCUGCGACGGGAUCCAUUUAUAAAUUGGCCUGGUCGUCGGACGGCACCCAAUUAGCAGGGGCUUGCGCCAACGGCCAAGUGAUCUUCGCCCACGUCGUCGAAAGGUCCAUCGAAUACGCUAAUUACACUGCGACCGUCUCCGAAAGGAAAACUGUAACGGUUCACGACGUCACCACGGACACUAAGGAAUACUUAGACGUUCCCGAAAGGGUCAUACAGCUUUCAAUGAGAUAUUCCCAUCUUGUCCUUACAACACCCAAGCAAUGUUACAUCUACAACUCGAGUAACUGGAACACACCGACCAUCUUCGACUUGAAGGACGGCAGCGUCAUCCUUCUGCUCCAAUCCGAGAAGAAUCUAUUGCUGGUCGAGCGGAGUUCGGUGGGCCUCUACAACUAUCAAGGAAGAUUAAUCGCAUCGCCACGCUGGCCGAACAUGCGAUUGGAGGCUUUAAAAGUCCAACACAUUUCCUUAUCGCCCGAUACUUUGGCUGUUAGGGAUGUCUCUGAUCCAAAAACUCUUCACAUAAUUGAUCUGGCCUCGAAUCGCAAUAUGUCGGAAAACGUUUCCACCAUCCAACAUGCAGGAUUUAUAAUUCAAUUAGCUUUGGAUCAAUCUGGGACGGCAUCGGAGCGGCGUGUCGCUGUGAUGGAUAAGAAUCGAGAUUUAUUUAUGGUCGAAGUACGGGAUGGUCAUAAAACUUUCCAGAAAUUGGGUGGUCAAAUUCAGUCAUUCAAAUGGAAUAGCGAUGAGAACAUGGUGGCUGCAGUACAGGACACCCGAUUAAUAAUUUGGUACUGUCCUAGCGCCUGUUUCGAUCGGGACAUUUUGAAACUUUGCUCGCUGCAAUACGAUUCUCACGAGCUGGGUAGAUCGCCGAGGAUUCAUGAUUUCGUUGGGAAUUCUGUAUCGAUCCGAAGGGCCGAUGGGUCGCUUCUAAACGUUCCCAUUUCACCGUUCCCAUCUUUGCUGCACAGCUAUAUACAAAGCAACAAAUGGACUGACGCUCUGAAUCUAUGCAGGAACAUCAACGAAACAUCUUUAUGGGCUUGCCUAGCAGUGUUGGCAACUCAAUCAGAUACCGAAGCCCUUGAGAUUGCCGAAGAAGCCUACGCAGCGAUCAACCAAUACGACAAAGUCCUUUACAUACAACACAUAAAGGAACUAUCGCGACCUCUUCAGUUGGCCGGCGCUGCCCUUUUGGGAGGUCAAAUCCAUCAUGCGGAAUCCGUCCUCCUUCACAACGGAAUGGUAUACUACGCGAUCCUCAAUCACAUCAAAUUGCAUAAUUGGAGCAGGGCCCUCGAAUUAGCGGUCAGGCACAAAACUCACAUCGACACGGUCCUCUAUUUGAGACAGAAGUACCUGAGCAAAUUGGAAAAGCAGGAAAUCAAUAAGGACUUUAUAAACUUGAAUAAAACGAUUAAUAUUGAUGAGAGCAAAAUAUUGGAACGAAUGGAACUGGAGAAACGCAAACAUUAAUCUGUUAUCUCGCAUCAAAUAUGUGCGGGAUUCCGAUAUUACAAUAUUAUCGAAAUGGAAUAUUUCAUUUGAACUUUGCGGUUUUGUAAAUAUGUGCGCUGCGGAUUAUAAGGAAACUCGAUUUCAAUUUAUGCAAACAGUGGGAAAACAUCGCAGAAGCGCGAAAUUGGUGAAACUUUGAAAACCGGGAUUCCGGAAUUGCA